Chrysemys picta bellii (western painted turtle) is the source of this 2364-nucleotide messenger RNA. The record is from RefSeq and is a predicted model, not a curated record. Lineage: Eukaryota; Metazoa; Chordata; Testudines; Emydidae.
CCCCGCCCGGCCACCCGCACCAGGGGGCCUGAAUCCCACAGCGCCCAGAUCCUCCCUGCGCCCCGUGCCCGAUUACCCCUGCUCCCACAGUGCCCGAUUCCCCUGCGCCCACAGCGCCCAGAUCCUCCCUGCGCCCACAGUGCCCGAUUCCCCUGCGCCCACAGCGCCCAGAUCCUCCCUGCGCCCACAGUGCCCGCUUCCCCUCUGCCCACGGUGCCUGAUUUCUCUGCACCCACGGUGCCUGAUUUCUCUGCACCCACAGUGCCCAAUUACCCCUGCGCACACAGUGCCCGAUUCCCCUCUGCCCACGGUGCCUGAUUUCUCUGCACCCACAGUGCCUGACUCCCUCUGCUUCCAUGGUUCCCGAUUCCCCUGCGUCCAGGGUGCCCGAUUCCCCUCUGCUCACGGUGCCUGAUUCCCCUGCACCCACAGUGCUCGAUUCCCCUCUGCUCCCAUGUGUCUGAUUCCCCGGCGCCCACAGUGCUCGAUUCCUCUACUCUCACAGUGCCUGAUUCCCCUCUGCCCAUAGUGCUUGAUUCCCCUGCUCCCACGGUGCCUGAUUUGCCCUGCUCCCAUGGUGCCCAAUUACUCUCUGCCCACAGUGCCCAAUUCCCCUGCACCCACGGUGCCCAAUUACCCCUGCUCCCACAGUGCCUGAUUAUCCUCCACCCACAGUGCCCCAUUCCCCUCUGCCCACAGUGCCCACUUACCUCUGCGCCCAUGGUGCUCAAUUCCCCUCUGCUCACUUCCCCUGCACCCACUAUGCCUGACUCUCUCUGCUCCCGUGGUACUCGAUUCCCCUUUGCUCAUGGUGCUUGAUUCCCCUGCUCCUACUGUGCUCGAUUCCCCUAUGCCAACGGUGCCCGAUUCCCCCUGCUCCCACGGUGCUUGAUUCCCCCUGCUCCUACUGUGCCCGAUACCCCCUGCUCCCACGGUGCUCGAUUCCCCUCUGCCCACGGUGCCCGAUUCCCCCUGCUCCUACUGUGCUCGAUUCCCCUCUGCCCACAGUGCCCGAUUCCCCCUGCUCCUACUGUGCUCGAUUCUCCUAUGCCCACGGUGCCCGAUUCCCCCUGCUCCCACGGUGCUCGAUUCCCCUCUGCCCAUUGUGCCUGAUUCCCCCUGCUCCCAUGGUGCCCGAUUCCCCCUGCUCCCACGGUGCUCAAUUCCCCCUGCUCCCACGGUGCUCGAUUCCCCCUGCUCCCAUGGUGCCCGAUUCCCCCUGCUCCCGUGGUGCCCAAAUCCACUGCAUCUACGAGGCCUGAAUCCGCUGUGUCCACAGAGUCUGAAUCCCACCUUUAUCCCUGGUGCAGAAGCUGCUCAUGAAGCCUGAGUCCCUGGCGUUCCAGCCUCUGCCUGCCCCCCUGCUCCCUCUGCACCGGCGGUGCCCAACCUCUGGCAUCCCACCUCCCUCUCCCUCAAGAGCCAGCCCCCCACCACACCAUGUCAGACUCAACCCCCAAUGUCCAGGAUGCCAGGCUGCUGCCCAAGCCCCCCCCCAUCCUCGCCAUGACAGCUCCCUGCCCAGGUGUGCAGCUCUGCCCCAAGGGGCUGAUGGACGGAGGGAAGAUGGCCGUGGACACCAGGAUCCCUUCUCCUAUGACUAUGACACCCUGCGCAUGGUCGGCCUCGUCCUGGCCAUUGUCAUGUUCGUGCUGGGCAUCCUGACAGCGCUGAGUAAGAAAUUCAAAUGUAAAAAGUCCGACUCCAGCCUAUCGGAGGCCAGGCAACCGGGAAAGACCCCAACUCCAGCAGGCAGCGCGUAGGCCUGGUGCCUAGGAUGUAGCGCCCCCCUCUGGUUGGGGGGUGCAGACCCUGCUGCCCCCCCCCCGCCCAGGACGGCUCCAAGACCUCGGCUCCAGCGCCCGGCGACAUCCGUGGGGGCAGGGAAGGGGAAGCCCUGUUAUCUGAGCCCCCGUCUUUUAGAACCUCUGCCUCCAAUUGGCUGGCGAGCCCAUUGCAUGCUGGGAGCAGGCACCAUAUGCAGGGAGGGGGGGGUCCCUUAGUCUCACUUGGCCCCCGCAUCUUGAUCCACUGGGUCCCCUUCACUUCCUGUCUCCCCCAGCGCAUGUGACCCCCGCCCAUGCCAUUACUGCUUUGCUUACGGCACCCCCCUCCCUGCUGCAUCGGGGGGGUGCUCCAUGUGGGAGGAAUGGCCACACACCACCAACACCCCCCCCACCCAGGCCCAAACACGGGCUCCACCUGGGCAGGGGGCCCUGGGCCAGCAGCUGGAUGCUGACAAGGUGCUGCUUUCGUGACGUGUUUUCAGCUGCCCCCAGGGGGCGCCACCUUGUGGCUGCCCCCCCACCCCCAUGCACGGGGCAGAGCAGACCCAGCGCUCAAUAAACAUAGGGUUGUUUCUUA